CAAAACUUAUCUUGUCGCGUAAUCGCAAUCGCCAAUCGCGUUCCACUUCUCAAACAUUUAUUUUGAAAAGUGGCAGUAAAAAAGGGAUCAUUAUCUUUCAUAAUGGAACUGCUGUUCAUAUGGAUUUUGUAGUUGAAAGAAUGAGAGAAGAAAUGGACAUGAAUGAAACAAUAACUGAAACUAUUCAAGGGUGACAGUUGUUAUUCAGUCGAAACAACAAUAGGUUGCAUUCAGUCCGUUCAAUAAAUCGGCUUGGAAAGCAAUAAGAUAACAGUAUGUUCAGUGUUUAAUUCACUGUUUAUGAAUUAAAAAGUAUACUGUACCACAUCGUAUAGCGUUAAAACGAUGCUGCAUAAAAAUGGUUACUGGUCCCUACUAUGUCGUGGACGUAAGAAAAAAAUAGUAGUUCUAACUGUAAUUUUAGUAGUCUUAUUAAAUUGUUUCUUUUAUGUCAGCUUAGAGCUCUAUAAUACCAUUAGGAGAAAAGAAAAACAGCCUUGGUACAAUAGUUUACAAUUUGAUAAAAACUCCUAUGUGGACGAAAGUGGGAUGCGAGUCAUAGUCGGACAUUAUGUAGGUGGUACAAAUGGUGGCAAUUUAUCUGAAGAAGUAAUACAUAAAAAUAAUUAUGCACCUGUGCCGGGGGCCGGCGAAGGAGGGCGGCCAGUACAGUUGUCACAGCGAGAACUCAUCACCGCCCGGGAAUUGUACUCCCUACACUCGUAUAACAUCCUCGUCAGCGACAAAAUAUCUAUCAAUAGAAGUUUGCCAGAUAUGCGUAGUGACAAAUGUAAAGAAGUGCAGUUCGACCUGGAAAACUUGCCUACAGCGACGGUGAUAAUAGUGUUCCACAAUGAAGCGUGGUCUACUCUCAUGCGGACUGUCAUGUCGGUGCUGAUAAGAUCACCUGCUCAACUAUUGCAACAAAUAAUUCUAGUGGACGAUGCAAGCGAUAGGAAAUAUCUUUUCGAAGAGUUGGACGAAGCUGUGGCGAAGUUGAACAAAGUGAAGAUAUUACGGAAUCCUGAGAGGAAAGGGUUGGUUGGGGCUCGUCUGAUGGGGGCCAGACAGGCUACUGGAGACGUACUAGUCUUUCUUGAUGCGCACUGUGAGGUCACAAUAGGAUGGUUGGAACCAUUGUUAGACCGUGCAGGAAGCGACGAUGUCUUCAUAUGUCCUCAUAUAGACCUGUUAUCUGAAGACACACUGUCGUACGUGAAAAGCAUUGACGCCCAUUGGGGAGCAUUCAGUUGGAGGCUGCAUUUCCGAUGGUUAGUACCUAGCGGCGAAGUGCUCAAAAAGAAGUCAGAAAAUCCUUCAAAGCCGUAUCCAACCCCAGCCAUGGCUGGUGGUCUUUUUGCAGUCAGAAAAAGUCUUUUCUGGCGCCUCGGAGGUUAUGACGAGGGUAUGGUCAUUUGGGGAGCAGAGAACUUAGAGCUAUCAUGGCGAGCCUGGCAGUGUGGAGCCAGGGUAGAAAUAACAUCGUGUUCCCGCGUCGGACAUAUAUUUAGAAGACAUAGCCCCUACAAAUACCCUGGAGGGGUCACAAAAGUCCUCUACGCAAACUUAGCUCGAGCUGCCGUAGUCUGGAUGGAUGAGUGGGCAGACUUCUACUUCAAAUUCAACCCUGAAGUAGCCUCGUAUCGCGAUCAACAGUCAGUUGCAAAUAGAAUAGAAUUAAGAAAGAAUUUGAGUUGCAAAAGCUUUGGGUGGUACCUAAACAACGUUUGGCCACAACACUUUUUCCCAACCGAUGAUAGAUGGUUCGGGAGGAUAAAGAAUGAGAAAGGAGCUUGUAUAGGAGUUACUGUUGGGACAGUGGGGUUGGGAAUACCAGCAGUUGGAAUAGAUUGUACCAAACAAGCUGAGUUCGAAAGCUUAGUCGUUUUCACUCCAGAAGGUAAGUUAAUGGUGGACGAAGGGUUGUGCUUACAGCAAGGGAAUGGGCGAGCUAUUUGGAAGAGUUGCUCUGAUAGCAGUAAACAAAUUUGGGAGCAGAAGGGUCCCAGAUUAAAAACCCAGGACGGUCAGUGCCUCACAUUAGUGGUGACUAAAAACAUGCACGGUAUCGGGGACCCCUUAACAUCAAAACGAUGCCUCACAGACGAUAAACAAAUAUGGCAUUUUGAACGCGUGCCUUGGCGUUAAUAUUGUGAUAAAACUAGGUAGUACAAAUUAGUUAAAAUUUAAGCAAUAAUUUACAAAAUUUAACUACAGUUUAAGGUUUUAAGGUCGCAAAUCCUAGUACAUAUUCCAAAAUAAGAUUUUAGUAAGUACUUAAUAUAAUUUGAGUCUGAUUCAGGAUCUUAUAAGUUAGAUCGUUGUACAAUGUUCUAUGUGUUUAGUGCAGGCAUUUAGGUACAUAGCACCUGUGAUUUGUAAUAUUAAUGUUUAUAUAAUUAAUUGACUAGUUUGUAGACGAGAUUGUGACCAUAACUUGUGAUCUUUGACAUUAUUGACAUGAUUUUUUACAUUUACAACUUUAAGUUACUAUGAAAUAGUUAUAAACAGAAUGACUCAUGCAGCUGUUAUUUUAUGACAUUCCACUAUAUUUUGUAUUGCAUUUAAUCUACUUAAUUAUUUAUUUAUUUAAAUACUAUAAACUGUCUUCCUUUUUUGGAUACCAUGCUUUAUAUCAUUGUAAAAUCGAUCUUAAUCAGUAGAUUUUAAGGAUGUUAUUUAUAUAGAAUAUUUACAGAUCUGAUUUUAUCUUAUUGUGGUUGUAGUUUUGAUCUCUCGAGUGUGUAGCUAAGUACGAGUCUGACAAGAAAUACCUUUAAUUGACAUCAGUACUAAUUCAUUUAAGCUUUUCUAAUAUACUUUUAGUUAUCAUGGAAAAGAGAUUUAUAUUCACAGAUACAUUUAAAGCCGUGAUAGAUUUAUCUUUUAAAGGGGGGGAAAUCAUCGAAUGACUCUACCCGCCUGGGUGAUGCAGGAGGGAGUGUCAGACUCUUACUGACUAAAAACCACUCCGUCCGUUCCUACUCCUGCACUUCGAGCCGCAGCCCCGGUAGCUCGUUAAGUUCGCCUUUCGGCUCUGUAUCGGCUUCAGUCCUAUUGGGCUCCGUGGUGGUCUAUUCAAUUCUCGGCGAUUCUUUUUUACAAUCCUGAAUGUAUUUAUUGUCCUUAUCGCAAAAGUAGUCGCAUCUGCGCAGGCGUACGUAAUUUUUUUUUUAUUAUUUAAUUGACAGCGUUUGACGUCCUAUUUUGAUAUUUAAACAACUUUUAUGCUUAUUUCGACUCAUAAACACUUCUUCUAGUCUUAUGCCUUUAUAUUUAGAUUUUAUUAAAAUAGAAAUUUCUUAUAUUGUGUUGAAAUUAACAACUACUUAAUUAUGUAUGUUAGUUAGUAUUUAUCUAAUUUGCCAACUUCUUUUAGGUUUCGGUGUAAUGAAAGACAAAAACCAUUCCAUUUAAGUAAGAUUACUGCGUGUUACGAAUAUUUAUGAAUUAAUGAAAGUUCUGCAUCUAACUUCAGUAAAACAAAUAUUUUGGUUCUGUUACAAGAUCCAUAUGAACUUUCUCAUAUCUAGUUGGUAACCAUAUCAGUUUGUAAAACAUAGUAUGUCCUUAAAAUAAUUAUCUUUUUUUGUAAUACACCCCUGAAAAUUUCUAGGCAAUUUUUAUUACACCCUUUGCAUUAACCGCUUGAAUGCACCGAUAUGAGACACAUGGAAACGACGUUUAGACAUACGAAAGGUUAAAAUGGUUAAAUUUACAUUUUAUCUUGUGUAAAAACAGAAUUAAAGUAAUGUUAACAAUAGGUUGCGGUCACCGGUGUCCUCGUGGUGUUUUUGACAGUUUAAAGGCGUUCUAGUUUAAAGGCGUUUGAGCAUGCUCAAAAAUAUUUGAAAAACGAGCGCUUUUCGAUUCGUAAACAUACCUGAAAUAAGCAUGCUAAUUUUGAGCAACAUUCCGACACAUAUUAUUAAGUGACAAUUGCUCAAUUGAAGCAUGCUUUUCUGCUUGAAUCUAGCAUGCAUAUCAGCACCUUAAAUAAGUUCAAGGCAGCUUUGAAAGUAUGAAAUUAGGGAUGAGUUUUAGGAGCGAUCCUUAUAAUUUUUAUCAGAAUUGUAUCGGUCUUAAGUUAUUUGAUAGUAACUAUAAAACCUCUUUUAGAUUUGAAAAGUAUUUCUCAAGAAAAAUAUAGAAUAAGUAUACUCACUGCCUCCCCUCUUUAAGGAAUGUUACAAUGUAAUUGUCCAUAUUAUUAUGUGUUAAGUGAUUUAUCAGAAGUAAGCAGUGGAAUAGGCCUUGGGUCCAUAUCAUGUUUCUCAAAUAUAAGUUUUGAUGUCUAUCAUAUUAAAUGAGAGCUUUGUAAGUAUUCUAAAGUGCGUGGAUAUUUUCAACAGUAUGGUACUUUUGUAAAAAUCUUAAAAAUAUUUAUUAUCUAUAACCGUCUUAUUCAUAAAAAGUAAAUCUGUUGUACCCAUCGGAUCGAAAUCGCGUGAGGCGCUCUGAUUGGUUGGUUCAUUGUAGCCGACCAAUUAGAGCGCUGAACGAGUACUCCCUUCGAUUACUUUCAACAUAAAACAAAGUCGUACUAAGCCCUGUGUUCAAAUUUUUAAUGUGUGAGAAGUGUCUGUAUUUAGUUUUUAUGAAGAGGAAAUAAUGCUUCUAUUAUGUUACACUUAUGCGUACUAUUUCGGCCAUGCCCGACUAAUUUCGACCUAGACCGAGGCUCUUAAUGUAGCUCGAAACUAAUCGAUUAUCUGAUUAGUGGUGAAAAUAUUUGAUUUCAGACUAGAUAUAUUACUUUUCAUGGAUAAAACGGUGACUGUAUAAAAACGAACCACAUCAUCACAAAUAAAAAAUAAAAAAAAUAGCUUGAAAUGUUUUAAUUUGUACAAAAAAUUUUCGA
Spodoptera litura is the source of this 4861-nucleotide messenger RNA. RefSeq names its product polypeptide N-acetylgalactosaminyltransferase 3. Gene Ontology annotation, cellular component: Golgi apparatus. Gene Ontology annotation, molecular function: polypeptide N-acetylgalactosaminyltransferase activity. The record is from RefSeq and is a predicted model, not a curated record. Gene Ontology annotation, biological process: protein O-linked glycosylation. NCBI's taxonomy places the organism in Eukaryota, Metazoa, Arthropoda, Insecta, Lepidoptera, Noctuidae.